GACAGCUACAGGCUGUCUUACACCUCCGGACGCUACUUCUUGGACAAUGGCGCUACAGAGAGCGACAUCACACACAGACUGGAUGCGCCGUUCGACAAAGCCUACUGCCUCCGACUCGCUCGUCAGGGCGGCCGCUGCUACGUGGUUGCCGAGGACA
Messenger RNA from Symbiodinium pilosum, 157 nucleotides. NCBI's taxonomy places the organism in Eukaryota, Dinophyceae, Suessiales, Symbiodiniaceae. The record is from the annotation of a GenBank genome assembly.